CCCCGCGGCCCCCGGGACCAUGGCCCUGGAGAAGCUGUGCCCCGUGCUCAAAGUGUUGUUAAUAACAGUACUUGUGGUGGAAGGGAUUGCUGUGGCCCAGAAGACCCAAGAUGGGCAAAAUAUUGGCGUUAAACACAUUCCACCUUCUCAGUGUGGCAUUUGGGUUCGAACUAGCAACGGGGGCCAUUUUGCUUCUCCAAGUUAUCCUGAGUCGUACCCACCAAACAAGGAUUGUAUCUACAUUUUGGAAGCGGCUCCUCGUCAAAGAAUAGAACUGACCUUUGAUGAAGCUUAUUACAUAGAGCCUUCAUUUGAAUGUCGGUUUGAUCACUUGGAAGUUCGAGACGGGCCAUUUGGUUUCUCCCCUCUUAUAGACCGUUACUGUGGCGUGAAAAGCCCUCCGUUAAUUAGAUCAACAGGUAGAUUCAUGUGGAUAAAAUUUAGUUCUGAUGAAGAAUUAGAAGGCUUGGGAUUUCGAGCAAAAUACUCAUUUAUUCCAGAUCCAGAUUUUACUUACCUAGGAGGUAUUUUAAAUCCCAUCCCAGAUUGUCAAUUUGAGCUCUCAGGGGCCGAUGGGAUAGUACGUUCCAGUCAAGUAGAGCAAGAAGAAAAGACAAAACCUGGACAAGCAGUUGACUGUAUAUGGACAGUUAAAGCCACUCCAAAAGCCAAGAUUUAUUUGAGAUUCUUAGACUACCAAAUGGAACACUCGAAUGAAUGCAAGAGGAACUUUGUUGCUGUCUAUGAUGGAAGCAGUUCCAUUGAAAAUCUGAAGGCAAAAUUUUGCAGCACGGUAGCCAACGAUGUGAUGCUACAGACAGGGAUUGGAGUGAUACGAAUGUGGGCCGACGAAGGUAGCCGGCUUAGCAGGUUCAGAAUGCUGUUUACUUCCUUUGUUGAUCCUCCCUGUUCAAGCAGCACUUUCUUUUGCCAUAGCAACAUGUGCAUCAAUAAUUCUUUAGUCUGCAAUGGUGUUCAAAACUGUGCAUACCCUUGGGAUGAAAAUCACUGUAAAGAAAAGAAAAAGGCGGGGCUAUUUGAACAGAUCACCAAAACCCAUGGAACAAUCAUUGGCGUCACAUCUGGGAUUGUUUUGGUCCUUCUCAUAAUUUCUAUCCUAGUGCAAAUCAAGCAGCCCCGCAAAAAAGUCAUGGCUUGCAAAACUGCCUUUAACAAAACUGGCUUCCAAGAAGUGUUCGAUCCCCCUCACUAUGAACUGUUUUCACUGAGGGACAAAGAGAUUUCCGCAGAUCUGGCCGAUCUGUCGGAGGAACUGGAGAACUACCAGAAGAUGCGCCGUGCUUCUACUGCUUCUCGAUGUAUUCACGACCACCACUGUGGCUCCCAAGCCUCCAGUGUCAAACAAAGCAGGACCAACCUCAGUUCCAUGGAACUUCCUUUCCGUAAUGAUUUUGCACAACCUCAGCCAAUGAAAACGUUUAAUAGCACCUUCAAAAAGAGUAGCUACACUUUCAAACAAUCACACGAAUGCUCUGAGCCGGCCAUAGAAGACCGAGUGAUGGAAGAGAUCCCCUGUGAAAUUUACGUGAGGGGGCGAGACGAUUCUGCACAAGGAUCCAUGUCCAUUGACUUCUAAUCUUCUACCAGAGGUGAAAUUCAGGCAUGUGCACGUAAAUGCACAGCACACACGGGCCAAAUACUGCCUCCUUUUUUCCUUUUGGCUUCAUUCCACUUCUUUUACCCCCUCAGAAAUACGAGGUACUAGUAACUCUUGUAACGGUGAAGUUUUUGCUCUCAGGUGGCCUGGCUAGUUUGAACAACAAACUGAAGGUUUCUCAUGGAUGCCUAAAGAUGGAUAAUAUUACUUUAGUAGCCAUAUCAGUAAGUUCUAGUCUUGCAUUCGCUCUCAGCUUUUCAGAGCCUUCCUUCAUCUUUUCUCUAAAUGCCAUCUUGUUUUCAAGCUAGUCAUUUUAAUAGUUCAAAUGCUUAACUAUGUAAAAGCAAUUCAUGCACUUACACAUCUUUUGAUAAGGACUGUCGGUACAGAAUUUGUCAAAUUACAGCUUGAGUUAUUAUGGUAAGUGCCAAUUAAGACCCAAGAAUUACGUUGGAUCCAUCUGUUUUCUUCUUGACUGAUUUCUAUACUGCUGCCAUUUAAUUCCUUAGCCUGUGAUUUCUGUGAGAAGUAAAAUGGUUUAUUGCAUUUUGAUGGUAUUUAUCAGUUAUACUAUAGCUAAAUACUUUAGAACCUUGAGAUACAUAAGCCUUUACAUUACCUUAGUUGGAAAUUCAGAAACCAAAAUGAAGUGGUUCACCUGCUUUACAAUUUCAAACACUGGCUUGUUCCCAGCGCUUGACCCCACCUAUGCUAGUGGUGGAUUUUAACUUCCUCUGUUGUAUAGAUAGUGUUAACAUUUUUUUAGAAGAUCUAUACGUUCCCCCAAUCUAUGUUCUUUUUUUUUUUUAAAAAAAAAGCCCUUAUUCCACAUAUUUAUUUUUCUUCUGGUAUGUAAUAACCAAGUUUUCUGAGGAAGGAACAGGGAGGUAUUGUAACUAUACCUGUCACAUUUUCUUUUAACAUUGAUUUUGACCUUUCUAUGGUAGAUGGAAAUAAUUUAUAAACAUGCCAUAAAAACUCCCAUUGUAUUUUUAAGGUUUUUUGAUAUAGUUUGUUACUGUACAUACUGUUCAUUAAAUCAGGACUUGAGAUUUGAGGCAAGUUUGUUUCAAGGUUCCCAUUAACAGCUUUGUGUGCUAACAUGCUGUGACAGCUGUGUAUUGUAAUCAGUUGUAAAGAACUUGAAGAUUGUACAUUAGAUUUUUUUAAUUCCUUUUUAAUAUUGUUUAGCUUGUGGGAGCUAAUUACUUUUUUUACUAAGUGUGACAUUUAUAGUUCCAAGUUACUGCACGUAUCUGGUAUUAAAGAUGUAUGUAAAAAGUUGAUUCCCAAAUCACGUUCUGUGUAGCACUGCUUGGGGCCUGGAUCUUGAGGUACUUUCCUGCAGAAAAGUUUUAUUUUUCAGAACUAUAAAAUUCCAGGCCUGUCAUACUUUUAAACUGUAGAAGAGACUAUUAGGUUCUAUUGUUAAUGCCCAUUAAAGUUACAUGAAAUGGGAUUUAAAAUAACACUCUUUAUCAAGCAGCUUUCCAGUAAUUUCCAUUACAUUUUUGUUUUUCUUUCCUUUGAGGCUGGGGUCGAUUCUACUAUUAAGGGUACUUGUAUAUAAGAAAUACAUUUAAAGGUAAUUUGUGACACCAAUAAGCUGAUUUUGAAAGUCAAAUUUUAGCUAGUACCCAGAAACUAUUCCCAUCCAUGCACUAUACCCAUUCAUUCAUUCAUAUUUAUUGAGCGCACGCUUACUGUGUGCAAA
Molecule: messenger RNA, 3332 nt
Organism: Tachyglossus aculeatus (Australian echidna)
Lineage: Eukaryota; Metazoa; Chordata; Mammalia; Monotremata; Tachyglossidae
Gene: NETO2
Product: neuropilin and tolloid like 2
Exons: 9
Coding region: 20-1597 (525 amino acids)
Molecular function (GO): protein binding
Source: RefSeq, a predicted model, not a curated record